AUGCCGGCAACAUGCGCCGCCAGAGUCUUUCAACUUACCUGUGAACUUGGUCACAAAACUGACGGCCAAACUAUUCAGUGGCUCUUACAACAUGCUGAACCUUCUAUCAUCUCCGCCACUGGCACAGGCACUACCCCUGCCAUCGCCGUCUCAGUUAACGGCAUCCUCAAAAUCCCCACCACUAAAAAUGACCCUUUAACGCGGAAACGCAACCGUUGUACUAACAGUGAAUUUAUCGACGUUAAACAAAGAAGUUGCCAUGCAACUAUGACUACUACAUGCAGUUGUACUACUGACGUGAAGUCUAAGAAAGUGACAACUUUUUUGGCUCCGGUUAUGUCGAUAGUACCAAGUCAGACAAUAGUGCCACACGUGUCAAUGUUCGCUGUUCCUACAAGAAUAAACUCAAUGGCGGCAGCGUCAACUGUUUGGAUAAUUCCACAAACACCAUUGAUAACAAGAACACCAAGUGCAGCUCAUGUAUUGGCAGUGAAGCCUAUUAAUUGCGUUAGGGUUAGGCCAGCUACUUUAUUGAAUAUUCCAAGUGCAGUUAUUCCUGUUUCUGCUAACAAUGCCUCCAUUUCCUCCUCCUUUUCGUUGGGUCGUCAUUGA
Molecule: messenger RNA, 612 nt
Organism: Nicotiana attenuata
Lineage: Eukaryota; Viridiplantae; Streptophyta; Magnoliopsida; Solanales; Solanaceae
Product: transcription factor TCP9-like
Exons: 1
Coding region: 1-612 (203 amino acids)
Cellular component (GO): nucleus
Molecular function (GO): DNA-binding transcription factor activity; sequence-specific DNA binding
Source: RefSeq, a predicted model, not a curated record